This is a messenger RNA of Armigeres subalbatus, 1488 nucleotides long. It is a transcript of the gene Yif1, whose product is annotated as protein YIF1B-A. The transcript is spliced from 2 exons. The coding region runs from base 93 to 1244 and encodes 383 amino acids. Gene Ontology annotation, cellular component: endoplasmic reticulum-Golgi intermediate compartment; endoplasmic reticulum membrane; Golgi membrane. The record is from RefSeq and is a predicted model, not a curated record. Lineage: Eukaryota; Metazoa; Arthropoda; Insecta; Diptera; Culicidae. Gene Ontology annotation, biological process: endoplasmic reticulum to Golgi vesicle-mediated transport.
AAAACAUAAUCUGACAGUUGACAUUUCUUCACUGUGGUGAGUGGUGAUGUGUAACUAGAAAAAAAUUGUGCGUCUUAAAGCAAAGCCCAAGCAUGAACUACAACGCCAGUAGCGGCUCCCGACAUCCUGGAGGAGGCCCGAAAAAGCCCAAACGAGUGAGCGACAUCAAUGCAAUGGGCAGUCCAGCUGCCUCGGCUCCACAGUUCAAUGCAUUCGAUCAGGUUCCACCACCAAUGCCAAAUAAUCCUCCCUACGGAGUACCACCAGUUGCACCAAAUCAACAAUAUAUGGGCCCCUCCAAUGCUUACGGACAAGGAUUCAACCAGUAUAGCAACUUCCAAAAUGUUCCGCAUUCUUCACAACAGACGAUGCCGUUGAAUCAAUCGGGAGGAGCGCCACAACAACAGCCGGGGGCUAAUUUUCCUCCCCAAUUUUCUAUGUUUCAACAACCAAUUGUGCAGGAUAUGGCCCUACAAUACGGACAAAAGUUGGCCGACCAGGGAAAAGAGAUUGUGCACACGCAUUUCGAGAAGUAUAUUCCAGUUACGAAGUUGAAGUACUAUUUUGCUGUGGAUAAUCGAUACGUACUGAGCAAACUCCGGCUAAUCUUCUUCCCCUUCACCCAAAGGGAUUGGUCAUUGAAAUACGAUCAUGACAAUCCCGUACAGCCUCGAUACGAUAUUAAUGCACCGGAUUUGUACAUCCCUACCAUGGCUUAUAUCACUUACGUAGUUUUAGCCGGUAUGGUGCUGGGAUUUCAGAAUCGCUUCUCACCGGAACAGCUCGGAAUUCAGGCAUCAACUGCACUUGCCUACAGUAUUUUCGAGCUCGUCAUCUACACCAUCACACUGUAUAUUGCCAACAUCCCCACCACGCUGAAAACGCUUGAUCUGCUGGCCCUCACCGGUUACAAGUACGCUUCCAUUGUGUCGAUCCUGCUGUGCAGCAUUCUACUCCGGAAAACAGGCUACUACAUGUCUUGGAUGUACGCCAGCGCUUCGCUGGCAUUCUUUCUGCUCCGUACGUUGAAGGCUAAGGUGCUGUCGGAACCGGUGCACGUGCAGGACCCGCCCACCUACGAUCCGUACCGUCAGCAGCAGCAGCAGUUCGAGCAUACCGUCGGGCGCAAACGGAAGUUGUAUUUUCUGUUUUUGGUCACCGGUCUGCAACCUGUGUUGGCGUUCUGGCUGUCAAUGCAUUUGAUUCCUAACGACUCGGUAAUAGCGCCGGCGGCGGCUUUGUAGGCUGUCGCGAAGCUGAGAUUUGAAACGAUAAUCUAUCGAAAAGCGAUAUUUUUUAACUUUCUUAUUCGAUAUUGAUCAAAUAAAUGAAUAAUAUAACACUAUCAGUUACUAAUUAUAGAAAUUCAGAUUCUGCGUUUUACGUUUAGGAAUCGAGAGCAAGCCAACCCGGUGCCGACUAUCGUGUAUCUUUUCUAUUGCUUUAUCUAAUUUCAAAUAAAGUCAUUGGAAAAUUUUCUUUCUGUCA